Molecule: messenger RNA, 1587 nt
Organism: Alternaria incomplexa
Lineage: Eukaryota; Fungi; Ascomycota; Dothideomycetes; Pleosporales; Pleosporaceae
Exons: 1
Coding region: 1-1587 (528 amino acids)
Biological process (GO): protein import into peroxisome matrix
Cellular component (GO): peroxisomal membrane
Molecular function (GO): zinc ion binding
Source: RefSeq, a predicted model, not a curated record
AUGCCCUCCGCAGACUUCGCCGCCGCCCAGCAACGCAUAGCAGCCCGCCGCGCUCAACGCGCCCUUCAACAGCGCAAUCACCAUGAGCCGCCGCCAUCAACCGCACAACGCGCCCUCUCGCGCCUGCCCUUCCCCUUCAGCAGCGUCUCCUCGACCGGAUUCAGCGUCUGGGACGCGAUAAAAGGGCGCUCGGGAACACGACCAGAGUUCCGCGUCGGCCAAGUCGAUGCCGAACUCCUCGAUGAGGAACUCCUUACCCUGAUGAAGGGCCAAGUCGGCGAGGGCUUGAAGUACUUCGGAAGCCAUAUCACAGAUCACUACUCAGCCGAGAUAUUGCUGGCAUUGAGGGCUGUGCUGUGGAAACUGAGCAUUUGGGACCAGAACGCGAGUUAUGGCGCGCAUCUACAGGGGCUGCGGUAUACGGAUGCGCGGAGUAGUGCGCCGAAUCGCCCACCACCCAAGCCAUGGCAGAAGAUUGCAUACGGCGCUGUCACAGUGGGCGGACGGUAUGCGUGGACGAAAUGGGAAGAGUACCUUUUAUCCGCUUCAGAAGACUACACCCGGCCCGAGAGUGCGCGAUUGAAAGUCCUGGGACGAUUGAGCGAACUGGCCGGAAACGCACACGACGUCCUCGGCCUUGCCAGCUUCCUCGUCUUCCUCGUCGACGGCCGGUAUAGAACGAUAACCGAUCGCCUCCUCCGUCUCCGCCUGACACCAACCUCGCACUCCACAUCACGCGAAGUCAGUUUCGAGUACCUCAACCGCCAACUCGUCUGGCACGCCUUCACCGAGUUCCUCCUCUUCCUCCUCCCCCUCGUCGGCAUCUCGCGCUGGCGCCGCAUCCUAAGCCGCACAUUCAAGAAGCUACGCACGACCGUCCUCUCCCUCCUCGGCCGCUCGAAACCCGCCAGCGACGAAGACGACGAGGAGAGCAAAGCAGCCGGCGAACUCGGUUUCCUCCCUGAACGCACCUGCGCAAUCUGCUACCGCGACCAAAACCCCACAACCACCACCGAAGCCGACAUCCUCACUUCCUCGGCUGGCGGCGGCGGCGUCGUCGGCUCCGCAACAACCGACAUCACCAACCCCUACGAAACUAUUCCAUGCGGCUGCAUAUACUGCUUCGCCUGCAUCGCACAACGCAUCGCAAACGAAGAAGGCGAAGGCUGGAUGUGCCUCCGCUGCGGCGAGACCGUCAAGGAAUGCCGGCCCUGGAACGGCGAUGUCAUUGAAGAACAGCCCCGUCGCGUUGAGCAUACCGAAGUGCAUGAACGACCCAGCACAGCCAAGUCUGUUGGUUUCGCCACUGCUGGCGAUGAGCUGGAUGAGAAGGCGCUGCUGAGGGAGGUCGAUCCCAUGCCGGAGAUGGAAGACGCCGCGGAUAAAACGCAAGAAGAUGAGGAGGGUAUUAUGGGCACGACUCACACGCGCGGUCUGGAUCUCGGAGAAUCCUUGUUCACGGAGAGUUCAGAGUGGGCGCGUGCGAGCGAAGAUCGAAGCAGCGAUGAUGAGCAGAGUGAGGAGUACACUGGAGAAAGUGAAGAGGAAGAGGAGGGUGAUCAAUCGGGCUUUUACGACCGACGAUAA